Molecule: messenger RNA, 1342 nt
Organism: Hermetia illucens (black soldier fly)
Lineage: Eukaryota; Metazoa; Arthropoda; Insecta; Diptera; Stratiomyidae
Product: vitellogenin-3-like
Exons: 7
Coding region: 38-1036 (332 amino acids)
Molecular function (GO): lipase activity
Source: RefSeq, a predicted model, not a curated record
AUUGAUUGCAAAAACUAGACUUCAUAGAGAUUUGUAAAUGUCGUUUUACUUCAAUUUUGCUAGAAAAUGUUCACAAUUGAGUUUCCAUACAGGGCUUGCCGUUUUAUGUCGAACAGUUCAGAAUGGACCCCUCAACUCGGUUAACUAUAUCUUUUAUUUCAGUCCGAAUCAAACGAAUACUUACGGAAUAAAUAACUUGAAAUACAUCUUGGAUGAUCCAAAUUUUGACAUUCAAAAAACUACAACGCUUUAUGUACACGGCUAUGAGGAGAAACAGGAAGACGAAAGUAUAAAAUUAAUAACUACGUCAUAUCUAGAACGAGGCAACCAUAAUAUAGUAACAUUGAAUUGGACAGCAUUCGGCGGUGGAAAUUAUUUCUCUACUGCUCUUCCUAAUGUGUACAAGCUAGGACCUAUAAUAGCAUCAGAUCUGCUGGAGUUAUUUGCUAAAGGUCUGAAUUUUGAACAAUUUCACUUAGUAGGCCACUCAUUGGGUGGUCAACUCGUUGGAGUAAUUGGGCGGAGUGUAACAAAUAUAUCGAAGAAGAAAACUGUUCUACGACGGAUCACAGCAUUGGAUCCAGCUUUCCCAGGUUUCUACCCAGGCAUAUUCUUUCGUAGAAUCAGUGCAAAAGACGCAAGAUUUGUAGACGUUAUUCACACUGAUUCUUGGAUAUACGGAGCUCCUGUACAUACCGGCACUGUAGACUUUUGGCCGAAUGGAGGGAUAACAUUACAACCAGGAUGUCCACAGCGGAACUAUGAAUUACUCUCGGAAACAGAUUUAUGCAGCCAUCGACGAUCAUGGCGUUUUUGGGCUGAAAGCGUGGCCAAUAAAUAUCCAGAGAAGUUCAAUGCAGUGCAAGCUCGAUCUUGGUACCAGUUCCAGCGAGGACGCACUUUAACAAACUACGACCCGGAGGUAGUGAUGGGAAUAGAUUGUCCUGAGAAUCUAAAAGGAGAUUAUUUUCUCACGACAAAUGCUCAGGAGCCGUUUGCUAAAGGAAAGGAGGGAGUCAGGCCAAUAAAAACGUGAUGUACUUUGGCUUUUAAACUUUCCUUCCGGCUAAACACUGAAAGCGAAUCAACGUAGGCAAAUCAAGCACAAUGACCCUUUUAUAACUAUUACAUUUUAUUAAAUUAUACUUAAAAUUAACCUUACAUAAGUAAGAGUACAAGAUUUUAACAAUUUUCUUUGUAGACAAGAAUUUUCUCUAUUUUUGUUGAUGGUUUUCUGAAAUGUUUCUCGAUCUAAAAAAACCGAAUUUGUGUAGAGUUGCGUCUGUUUUUUCAAUUGAUGGGAAGAAAAAUAGUCACUAAUAAAAAAUCAAAGUAAAAAAUG